Messenger RNA from Saccharomyces eubayanus, 3471 nucleotides. It is a transcript of the gene SWH1, whose product is annotated as oxysterol-binding protein related protein SWH1. Gene Ontology annotation, cellular component: cytosol; intracellular membrane-bounded organelle; membrane. NCBI's taxonomy places the organism in Eukaryota, Fungi, Ascomycota, Saccharomycetes, Saccharomycetales, Saccharomycetaceae. The transcript has a single exon. Gene Ontology annotation, biological process: piecemeal microautophagy of the nucleus; maintenance of cell polarity; endocytosis. Gene Ontology annotation, molecular function: sterol binding; protein binding. Bases 1 to 3471 code for a protein of 1156 amino acids. The record is from RefSeq and is a predicted model, not a curated record.
AUGGAACAACUCGACACCCCCUCCGUGGUCAUCAGCAAGCCGCUGCUGAAGCUGAAACUCCUCGAUGCCCUGCGCCAGGGAAGCUUUCCGAACCUGAAGGACCUGCUACAAAGGCAGUUCCAGCCUUUGGACGACCCGAACGUCCAACAAGUGCUCCAUCUCAUGCUCCACUACGCCGUUCAAGUCGCUCCCAUGACCGUUAUCAAAGAAAUCGUCCACCACUGGGCCACUACCGGCACCACCUUUUUGGAUAUCCAUCUCGAUCUAAAUGAACAGGAUUCUAACGGCAACACCCCACUGCACAUCGCCGCGUACCAAUCCCGUGGUGAUAUCGUUGCCUUCCUCAUGGACCAGCCAAGCAUCAAUGACUGCGUGCUUAAUAACUCUCGUCUGCAAGCCAUCGAAAUGUGCAAGAACCUGAACAUCGCGCAGAUGAUGCAAGUGAAACGCUCCACAUACGUAGCAGAGACCGCCCAGGAGUUCCGAACUGCGUUCAACAAUAGAGACUUUGGCCACCUGGAGUCCAUUCUCGCUAGCACCCGAAACGCAGAACUGCUAGACAUCAACGGAAUGGACCCAGAGACUGGUGACACCGUCCUGCACGAGUUUGUUAAGAAAAGAGACGUCAUUAUGUGCCGCUGGCUGCUCGAACACGGCGCAGACCCCUUCAAGAGAGACCGCAAGGGCAAACUGCCCAUCGACCUUGUAAGGAAAGUCAACGAGAACGACACCGCCACCAACACCAAGAUCGCCAUCGACAUCGAACUAAGGAAGCUUUUGGAAAGGGCCACCAGGGAACAAAGCGUCAUUGACGUCACAAACAAUAGCUUGCGUGAGGCCCCCACUUACAAGGGUUACUUGAAAAAAUGGACCAACUUUGCCCAAGGUUACAAACUGCGCUGGUUCAUCCUAAGCAGCGACGGCAAGCUUUCAUACUACAUCGACCAGGCAGACACCAAGAAUGCAUGCCGAGGCUCUUUAAACAUGUCAUCGUGCUCCUUACAUUUGGACUCCUCUGAAAAACUGAAGUUUGAAAUCAUCGGCGGUAACAACGGUGUCAUCAGGUGGCAUUUGAAAGGGAACCACCCCAUCGAGACAAAUAGGUGGGUCUGGGCCAUCCAGGGCGCUAUAAGGUACGCAAAAGACAGAGAACUCCUGCUACACAACGGAACAUCCUCAUCCUCUGCUGCCCUGAGCUAUGGCUUGUCGCCUAAUAAAGAAAAAUUACAUUUUCCACCAAAGCGGAUGGCCAAGAGCCCGCAUAUCCCCAAAUCCAAGCUGGUACAAGACACGGGUACCGACGAUGAUAAACCCCACGCGGAUCCCUUGCCCUUGAUUUCUUCCAGAAGCGAAAGUUCGUGUGAGAUCACUUCAAACCCACAUUCCAGGAAAUCCACAGUUUCAUCUGCAAAGUCAUAUGCACCAUUUUCUGCCAUGGACGAUGAGCAAGACUCUGGUGAAGAUUCCGACGAGGACCGUAAUUCUUCAUACGCAGUGAAUAAUGAUGGCGAAGGUGACGACAACGAUAGUGAAGAAGAUUUAAACGCCAUUUAUGGACCAUACGUACAAAAACUGCGUAUGCUUCAAAGAUCGAUUUCCAUUGAAUUGGCAUCUUUAAAUGAACUGUUGCAAGAUGAGGAACAAGUACACAGCGAAUACUGGAACACCGUCAACACUUCUAUUGAAAACGUUUCUGAGUUUUUUCAAAGAUUAAAUCGUUUAACUUCCCAAAGAGAGAAAAGAAUGAUUGCCCAAAUGACCAAGCAACGUGACGUCAACAACGUUUGGAUCCAAUCGGUAAAAGAUUUGGAAAUGGAACUGGUAGAUAAAGACGAAAAAUUGGUUGCAUUAGACAAAGAACGUAAAAACUUGAAGAAAAUGCUGCAAAAGAAGUUAAGCAAUCAACCGCAGGCUGAAAACGAGGUUAACGAUGAUUCCGACGAUGGGAAUUCAAUGUUAAAAGGGUCUCAGGAAUCAACAAAUACACUCGAGGAAAUUGUAAAAUUCAUUGAAGCUACAAAGGAAAGUGAUGAGGAUUCGGACGCAGAUGAGUUUUUCGACGCAGAAGAGGCUGCCUCCGAUGAAAAAGCCAAAGAAUCAGAAAUAUUACCCACGAAUGAGAAACCUCCGGUUAAAGAAGAACCACAGGAAGAAGCUACUGAAGAUGAAAGCCUGGUUGUGAUCAGCUCUCCCCAAGUGGAAAAGAAAAAUGAACUUUUAAAUGAGGGGUCAUUUGUCGGUUAUGAAGAUCCGGUAAGAACUAAAUUACCCAUGGACGAAGAUAAUCGCCCGAAAGUGGGUCUCUGGUCCGUAUUGAAGUCCAUGGUUGGUCAAGAUCUAACCAAACUGACUUUACCGGUGUCGUUCAAUGAACCAACAUCGCUUUUACAAAGAGUUUCCGAGGAUAUUGAAUAUUCCCAUAUCCUAGACCAAGCUGCCACCUUCGAAGAUUCAUCCUUAAGAAUGUUAUAUGUAGCAGUAUUCACCGCAUCGAUGUAUGCAUCUACCACAAACAGAGUUUCUAAACCAUUUAACCCUUUACUUGGUGAAACCUUCGAAUACGCUAGAACUGAUGGGCAAUAUCGGUUUUUUACUGAGCAAGUUUCCCACCAUCCACCCAUUUCCGCUACUUGGACCGAAUCUCCUAAGUGGGACUUUUUCGGUGAGUGUAAUGUCGAUUCCUCAUUCAAUGGGCGUACUUUUGCCGUACAACAUUUAGGUUUGUGGUACAUUAAAAUCCGUCCCGAUCGUAAUAAUGGCGUUUCAGAAGAAACGUAUUCUUGGAAAAAGCCAAAUAAUACUGUUAUCGGUAUCUUAAUGGGGAAACCACAAGUCGAUAACAGUGGUGAUGUCAAGAUUACAAAUCAUACCACUGGUGACUAUUGUAUGUUGCAUUAUAAGGCACAUGGUUGGACCUCAGCCGGUGCAUAUGAAGUCAGAGGUGAAAUAUAUAACAAAAAUAAUGAAAAACUAUGGGUUCUUGGUGGACAUUGGAAUGAUUCCAUUUAUGGGAAAAAAGUGACCUCCAAGGGCGGGGAAUUAACUUUGGAUAGAAUAAAGACAACAAACUCCACUACUGGUGGACCGAAAUUAGAUGGAUCCAAGUUUUUGAUCUGGAAAUCUAAUGAAAGGCCCUCAGUACCAUUCAAUUUAACAUCAUUCGCAUUGACUUUGAAUGCUUUACCGGCUCACCUGUUGCCAUAUUUGGCGCCAACAGAUAGUCGUUUAAGACCUGAUCAAAGGGCUAUGGAGAAUGGUGACUACGAUAAAGCUGCUGAGGAAAAACAUCGUGUCGAAGUAAAACAAAGAGUUGCAAAAAAAGAAAGAGAACAGAAGGGAGAAGAGUACAAACCUAAAUGGUUUAUUCAAGAGGAACACCCGGUUACGAAGAGUUUGUAUUGGAGAUUCAAUGGUGAAUACUGGAUGAAAAGAAAAAAUCAUGACCUGAAGGAUUGCGCGGAUAUCUAUUAA